AAUAUGCGUGGAUUCAUUGCUUUGGUUAGUGGGGGCAAAGACAGCAUCUUCAGCAUAAUGGAGUGUGUUGCACAUGAAUACAAACUAGAGGCAGUUGUCAACCUUUCACCGACGCCUGAAGGCUCUCACCCUGUAGAAAUCGAUAGUUAUAUGUAUCAAAGUGUGGCCAGCGAAGGAGUUAGACUGAUUGCCGAAGCUCUACAAGUGCCUUUAUACCAAUUCCCAAUCAGCGGAAAGCCUUAUUGUCAGAGUCUGCAAUAUGAGGAGUCCGCAGAUGAUGAGGUGGAGGACCUUUUUCAAGCCUUGUCCAAAGUCAAGGCGGACUUCCCCUCAGUCCAUUUCAUAUCCAGUGGGGCUAUUCUAUCGGACUAUCAACGCAUCCGGGUUGAGCACGUGGCGUCCCGUCUUAGAUUACAACCCAUAGCAUUCCUUUGGCAGGUUCCUACAGAUAAUCUCAUUCGUGCGAUGCUCGCCGCCUCUUUGGAUGCAGUCAUCGUGAAGGUAAGCGUUUUUAUUCAACGUACACCUUAUUUGUUGUUUGCUCAGGACAAACCGGCAGAAAGCGUGCGCACUUCAACAGCUGAUAUACUAUCUAUUGAGGGCGUGGAUCCGUUUUCUGAGGAACCGAAGUUACUUCGACCGUUCAUGUCCCCAAUCGAUCGUCUGCGUGAUCUGCGCCAUCAACUUACCCUGGAGAUCCGGAACGAUAGGACUCGUUGCCAACUAAAUUCACAAUGUGUUCCACUGUCAAAUCCAAGGACAAAUGUGCCAACCUCAAAAGUUGAAUCCAAAUUUCAGACCUUCGGAAAUGGUGAAUUUUGGGUUACUACCAUCUGUGUGGGGAUUGAAAAGCCAGUAAAUAGCGGUGACCUCAAAGUCCUUGGUUCGUUGACAAAACAGGUCACUCAAGUAGCCAUCUCCGAACUUCAAAGUCAGUUGGGUCACGCCAAUCUCCAGACGGACUGUAUCAUUCACAACUUGGCGGUAUUAAAUCAGUCAUUGAGCUCCGAAGUCUUUACCGCAUUUAACGAGGCAUAUGUCGAUGAAUUUGGUUUGCCCUGGGAGACGGCCACGCGAGACGGUGGGGAACCACGUUCCUAUCCUCGCAUUUUCCCGCCAACCCGAGCGUGUGUCAGUGUGAACCGUUUGUUGGGACCUGGAGGCCAGUGCUUCGAGAAUUCUACCUCUGUGGCCGUGAGCUUGACGGCUGUUGUACACCCUUCGCCUUCGAACCAACCAGCAGCACUCACAGGCUUGUGUCGUGGCCUUCAUGUCCGUUCGUUAUCGCACUGGGCCCCUGCUAAUAUUGGACCUUACAGCCAAGCGUUGUCUUUUACCCGUCUGGGUUCGUCGACCGAAUUGGAACGCGUUGAAGAUACUACAGAAUGGACUUUCUAUUCGGGACAGAUCGGGUUGAUCCCAGAAACGAUGACCCUGCCGCAGUUUGAUAGUUCCUGCGCGGAAGACGCCGGUGAUGAGGACUGCCAGUGGAACAGAUCCCUGCGUACACAGUGCUUAUUGGUUAUUCGGCAUUGUCAUCGUACACUAAAGGCCAUGUCGUCUGCAGUAUGGAGUGAUCUUGCCGUUGGUAUUUGUUACGGAACCUCAUCUUCAGCACUGCGGUGUGCGAGACAGACCUUCCAUGAUGCCGUGUGUGACCUGUGGUAUGAUUCACACGCAUCUGAAGAGAAGCCCACGAUUCCAUUUCCGAAGGAGAACUGUCUAGUCCAAUGUUUGUGUGAAUCACAUAUUGCUUGGCUUAUUGUUUCUGACCUUCCAAAGCAAGCGUCUGUCGAAUGGCAGUUGGUGACUCGGUCGCCGUCAUGCCUGCAGGUUGACGGACCUCCAGUUCGUUACGAUUCUUACGACGCACUUACUGGUUCUGGUGCGUCGCUUAUCUUCUGUCCGGUGGACUAUAUGCCCAGACAUUGUUAUCUCAACGUGAUACCAAUUAUGGGGAUUUUGAACCAAUCAGAUGCGGCCGUCGGCCUAUAUCUCUAACACAGUUCACUAUCGUUGCG
Molecule: messenger RNA, 2021 nt
Organism: Opisthorchis viverrini
Lineage: Eukaryota; Metazoa; Platyhelminthes; Trematoda; Opisthorchiida; Opisthorchiidae
Exons: 6
Coding region: 4-2001 (665 amino acids)
Biological process (GO): protein histidyl modification to diphthamide
Molecular function (GO): diphthine-ammonia ligase activity
Source: RefSeq, a predicted model, not a curated record